This is a messenger RNA of Phytophthora infestans T30-4, 1206 nucleotides long. RefSeq names its product pectin lyase, putative. NCBI's taxonomy places the organism in Eukaryota, Oomycota, Peronosporomycetes, Peronosporales, Peronosporaceae. The record is from RefSeq and is a predicted model, not a curated record. The transcript has 3 exons. Gene Ontology annotation, molecular function: pectate lyase activity. The coding region runs from base 1 to 1206 and encodes 401 amino acids.
AUGGCUCGAUUCCAGUUUACACUCGCCGCGAUGCUAGCUCUUGCUGCCAACCGUGCAAGCGCCUUCACCAUCGGUUCCCCCUCUGGUCUAGCUGCCGGCACUACAGGUGGAGCGGGCGGUGAGACCGUGUACCCGACCUCUCCCAGUGAGCUGGUGGCGUACCUGAAUGACACUGAGCCGCUGGUCAUUGUCCUUAACCAAACGAUCGACUUUCGCGGUACUGAGGGUACGACCACCGAAAUGGGCUGUCGACCAGGCCACAAACGCGCAUGCUUGGCCAAGAACAACGGUUUCAACGACCAGGAUGUCAUUCUGGGCCCCGGUGGCUUGAACAACACGGGCGGCUGCACGAACGGUACGGAGAUUGAGGUGACGUACGACAACGCUGCCAUUAAGCGUAUGAGCGUCAAGGGUAACAAGACCAUCCGUGGUAUUGGCAAGAGCGGUGUCAUUAUGGGCAAGGGUCUGACGCUAAACGGGGACAACAUUAUCGUGCAGAACAUCCACAUUACAGAGCUGAACCCGCACGCAACCACGACGCUGAACAAGAUCUGGAUCGACCACGUCAAGGUGUCUCACGUCGGCCGUCAAAUGGUCGUCACGAACAAGGCUGGUGUUGCCACCUUGACGAUCAGUAAUUCGGACUUUGACGGAAACACGGAAUACUCUGCGACGUGUGACGGACACCACUACUGGACCUUCUUGUUCUACGGCAAGAACACCGGCGUCAGUAUGCUUAACAACUAUGUGCACGGCACCUCGGGUCGCUCUCCUAAGGUUGGCGGCAACCCGAACGAGCACGUCGUUGUCCACGUGGCUAACAACCAAUGGGGCAACAACUCUGGCCACUCGUUCGAGCUCGGUGUUAACGCAUACGUGCUCGCUGAGGGCAACUACUUCGACAACACCAAGCAGCCUCUCGACAAGGGCGAGGACGGACUCCUGUACGCUGUGGAUGAUGCUGACGUGUGCUCCAAAUACCUGGGUCGUCAGUGUGCGGCAAACGUUCUGGUGGGCAGCGGCAACUUCACAUCUCGCAACGGCCCUGCCGCUCUUGAAGGUUCGAGUGACUCGGAGCAGGAGCAGACGCAGCAGUACACGCCAGGCACUGCCGCACCAUCUGGCGAGGUGACUCAAUCAUCGAUCCACUUGGCCAAGGUGUGGGCCGAGACCACCGAUAACUUCGGCGUCGGCAAGCUCAACUAA